Meloidogyne enterolobii is the source of this 1198-nucleotide messenger RNA. The record is from the annotation of a GenBank genome assembly. Lineage: Eukaryota; Metazoa; Nematoda; Chromadorea; Rhabditida; Meloidogynidae.
UUUUUGGGAGGGAGAUGGAAGUCGAGAGACUGUUUGUACUAUUUUCAGAAAGUCUGGAAUGAGAUUUAAUCUUUCCGACAGAUAUUCUCUUCCAUCCCUUAAAUUUCUCAUCACAAUUUUACAGAUUUUUAUGAGAAUUAUUCGCCAUUUUAGUAGAAUAGCUACCGUUUUGGCUAAAUAUCCACUCAAAAUGCAAUUAGACUCUCCUGAAUUUCAUGCUCUUUUUACUCCAGAAUUAAAAAAACUUUCUUCAAUUUUUACCUCUAAUGGAUUUGAAUUAAGAAUGGCUGGAGGGGCGGUUAGGGAUUUGUUAAUGGGUGUAAGGCCUUCAGAUGUUGAUUUUGCAACGGAUGCAACACCUUUACAAAUGAAGGAAAUUUUUACACAGGAACAAAUUCGAAUGUUAAAUAAAAAUGGAGAAGAGCAUGGGACUAUUACAUGCAGAAUAGAUGACAAAGAAAAUUUUGAGAUAACGACGUUGAGAAUUGAUGUAGUUUGUGAUGGGAGAAGAGCAGCAGUUAAAUUUACAAAAGAUUGGGAAGAAGAUGCAUUUCGAAGGGAUUUAACAAUAAAUUCUUUAUUUCUCGAUCUCGAUGGAUUUGUACAUGACUAUACUGGGGGAAUUGAAGAUAUUAAAAACAGAAGAAUUUCUUUUGUUGGUGACCCGGUUAUCAGACUACAAGAGGAUUUUCUUCGUAUUCUCCGCUAUUUUCGAUUUUUUGGGCGCUUUGCCCCCGUUGGCGCUACACACGAACCUAAAAAUAUUGAGGCUAUUAUAAAAUGCAAGGAUGGUCUUAAGAAUAUAAGCGGUGAAAGAUUAUGGAUGGAAUUCAACAAAAUUUUAAUUGGAAGAAUGGCUUCUUCUGUAAUUAAAGAAAUGCUUUUAACGUGUAAAUUGGGGCCUUUUUUGUGUUUGCCUGAAAAUGUAGGAUUUGAUGAAUUUGAAAGAGUGGCUAAAGUAAAUUCGCCUAAAGGAGAAGAUGGACCUUUGGCUGCAGCACCAAGCACUUUAUUAAGUGCUUUAUUUAAUAAGAUUGAAGAUGUAGAAAGAUUUCAGUCUCGUUGUAAAUGUUCAAAUGCAGAAAAAUGGCUAUGUGAAUUAAUUGUACAAAAAAGAGAGGAGGCUAUGAAACACAAAAAUGAUAUUAAUUAUUUUAAGUAUGCAAUUUUGGAUGAAAUAUUUGAAAGAGGAGGUUAA